ACUAGAAAGCAGCUAUAGGGAGUGGUGAAAAGAGAAAAAAAACGAGCAAUGCUUUUGCACAAAAAAACAUAUAUUUGAAGUUCAUAGUAAUUUCUUCCCACUAUCAUUUACAUUUGGUUCCAGACUCCAUUAACAUUUUAUUUUAUACUAAAUGUGGAUCAAGGUCCAUUUGCCACACUCAAAAUGGCGACAGAACCUAACCAUUCCUGACCAACUUUACGCAGGUGCCUGUGUUAACGUUUGUCCUCCUCUACCUUGUCAAUUUGGAAAGGACUCUACGGAGGCCUGGGUCACGGAUCUCCAGCAUUGUAAAUUACAGCUACUCAGUGCCAUGAUGAGAAGCGCGGUGUGCCGUCUGCUGGUCAACCCCCAGAGAUGUGCCAUCAUUUCAGCAUCAAUAUCACAGGGAUCAGCAGCGCCUGCACAAAAGGAUGCAGAGAAAGCUAGUGAGAAGAAAGCUAAAGCACCCAAGGUUCAGUUUAACUGGCGGGAUGGCCUGGAGCUGGAGGGUCAGCUGACUGAGGAUGAGAUCAUGAUCCGAGACUCGUUCCGGGAUUACUGUCAGGACAAACUCAUGCCCCGCAUUCUGAUGGCCAACAGAAAUGAAGUGUUCCAUCGAGACAUUGUGUCAGAGAUGGGGGAGCUGGGUGUCCUGGGCCCAACCAUUAAAGGCUAUGGCUGUGCUGGGACGAGCUAUGUGGCCUACGGUUUGAUCGCAAGGGAAGUGGAGAGGGUGGACAGCGGCUACCGCUCUGUCAUGAGUGUGCAGUCCUCCUUGGUCAUGCACCCUAUCUACGCGUACGGUACCGAAGAGCAGAAGGAGAAGUGGCUGCCCAGGCUGGCUCGCGGAGAGAUCCUGGGCUGUUUUGGGUUGACUGAGCCCAACCACGGCAGUGACCUCAGUGGCAUGGAGACCCGGGCUAAGUUCAACCCCUCCAGCCGCACCUUCACUCUCACUGGCUCCAAGACCUGGAUCACCAACUCCCCUGUGGCGGACAUCGCUGUGGUCUGGGCCAAGUGUGACGAUGGGAAGGUGAGUGGCUUCAUCCUGGAGCGCGGUAUGAAGGGCUUCACCACACCCAAGAUCGAGGGCAAGUUUUCCCUGAGGGCAUCUGCCACUGGCAUGAUCAUCAUGGAUGAGGUGGAGGUUCCUGAGGAGAACCUGCUGCCCAAAGUCUCUGGCAUGGGGGGUCCCUUUGGUUGCAUGAACAAUGCCCGGUAUGGCAUCGCCUGGGGUUCACUAGGUGCUGCAGAGUUCUGCUUCCACGCGGCUCGUCAGUACACACUAGACAGAAUCCAGUUUGGAGUACCCCUCGCCAGAAACCAGCUGAUGCAGAAAAAGAUGGCUGACAUGUUGACAGAAAUCACCAUUGGCCUGCAGGCCUGUCUACAACUGGGGAGACUCAUCGAUGCCAAAAAGGCAGCCCCUGAGAUGAUCUCUAUGCUAAAGAGGAACAGCUGUGGGAAGUCCCUGGACAUCGCCCGGCAGGCCAGAGACAUGCUGGGAGGAAACGGCAUCUCUGACGAGUACCACAUCAUCCGCCAUGUUAUGAACCUGGAGACCGUCAACACAUACGAAGGUACCCAUGACAUCCAUGCCCUGAUCCUGGGCAGAGCCAUCACUGGACUGCAGUCUUUCACUGUUAAUACCUAACUGCCUGUUGCUAGUGCUCAAACAGACCACUAACAGAAACCUCAAGUCAAUCUGUUCCUUAAACAAAGGACAAGUAGUUCUACACUGCUUUGAUGGCUUGUCUUCUACAGAAACACUGACGCUAAUGUUGCUUCUCUCUUGAGUUUGUAGAAUAUGGGCUGGUUUUCUGGACACAGAUUAAGCUUGGCCCUCGACUAAAAAGCAUGCUCAAUGGAGCAUUUCGAUUGAAAUAGCUUUUUAGAACAGGACUAGGCUUAGUCUGUGUCCGGGAAACCAGUCCUAAAUCUAUAUUUUAUGCGAAAGACUUGCCUUUAAAACUUGACCUGGUCUAUCAUCGAUCUCAUGGACAAUUCAUGAGUGUAAUUAUUUCAAUUUGAAAAACAAAGCUAUUUUUCUACUCUGUCAUAAAACCCUAGUACUUACUGGUUAGUUUGGACAAUUUCUGACUACAAUGUUUUUGUAAUAGUUUCUAUACUGUGGAAGUUAAGAUGGUUCAGAAUGAAUCACUGUUUCCUCACAACAUUUGUAGUAAAAUAGUUGUUGGACAAACAUUUUAAAAUUAGGUCAAGAUCCAUACUUAUGUCCUGAGUUUUUAGAACUGUGAUGGUACUAAUGACCAGUUAUUGGUAAUUGAAUGCCAAAUAAAUGAUACUACAUUUACUGUUAGUUUAAAAAAAAUAAGUUAAAUCAAUUGAAGUUAAGUAAAUAAAUGAAAACAGUUUAUAUAAUCAUGCCAUUGCUUUUUUAUAAUUGAAUAGAUGUAUUUAUGACUUACCAUUUAGGCAGAUCAGAGAGAUUUGUAUUUUGGGGUACAGGACAAUGAAUGCUGUUUGCACUUUAUGUUUGCUCUCCUCAGAACUCAACCAGGUGUAAAUGUUAUGGAUGGUUUGAAUUGCACUGUCAAGGGUUAAUUCAAGAUUUUCACGAAUAACGCUUGCAGUACUUUCAUGGUCGUUGAAAUGUCCUUUUGCUGGCAAAGUAAGUGUUGUAGUAAUGCUCACUAUCUAAUGCUAAAUUAGUCUCUUGUUUAUAAAUUAAUUGUCAUCAACAGGUGGUCCAUUUAAUCCAGAGUGGUUGGAGGAUUUUUGGAUUACUCAUCCUUCAUUUCGUGGUAGUGUUUUGAAUGUUCCUAUUUGAAGUAACAUGGAGUGUUUUAUAAAGUGAAUCAAAAAAGACGAGGGGGUUGGGGUUAUUCCAUGAAGUGUAUUUUGCAUAUGAUAUAGAAAUUGUGCACCAUUAUUGAAUUUUAAAAGCCUGUUACAUUAAAUGAAGUGCCCUUUAAUAUAGACCACAUGCAGAAUUCAAUAAAUCAGAUAUCUAUUAUGAAUAAAGACUUGCUAAAUUGACUAAAUUCAGUAUGUUGACAUGCCCCUCUGUGCACUCUUGACUUCUGAAAGAUUUUAAUGCACUUAACCUCAAGUUUUCACCGUCAUUGUGAAGCUGUAGUUAUUUUGUUGCUUUUGACAAGGUAAUUCGCAAAUAUUUAUUUUGAUAAAUUUCUAUACAUUUUAACGUCAACACUUAUGUGAACUGAACUCGUUUUCUCUAUUGUUUCUAAACAUUGAACAUCUAAUUGUCAAAUCAUAGUGUAAAAGCAGGUUCUACUCUUUUUGACAAUUUUCUGGUGUUUAGUGAUGGAAAACUGAGUGGAUGGAGUAUAACAUGUCAACCCUGUUACCCAUGGAUAGACAGGCUAGAAAUGUUUUAACAAUUUAAUUUGUUGGGUGAAGCUUGCAUUCAAUUGCCACUGCACACAACAAGCUUCCAAUCCCUGUCACAAGGGGAUUUAUGGCAGCUUUAAGAAGUUGUCAACCCUGUUACUUGUUAUUAUUUUUUAUUUUUUUUUGGCACUUACUAUAGUCAUUAUUUUUAUUUAACUUAUUUUGGUAACUUUUUUAAUGAAGUUCUCUGCUCUUUAUAACAAUUAUUUUUUUAUAUAUAUACCAAGUUACACUUCUCCAAAGGCACUGAAUUGGUGGACCGACCCAUAGGCAUUUAGGUGAAUGUUUUGGAUUCUAAACUGAGCACAAGCGUAUAUUCUGGUCCAUUUAAAUAUGUUCUAUAAUGCAAUUUGGUCAUAACUAGUGUGGAUAUUUUUCAUACCUAUGUAAUAAUUUAAUAAACAAAAGCUUCUUCCAACA
Messenger RNA from Oncorhynchus kisutch (coho salmon), 3795 nucleotides. Its product is annotated as glutaryl-CoA dehydrogenase, mitochondrial-like. Gene Ontology annotation, biological process: fatty acid beta-oxidation using acyl-CoA dehydrogenase; fatty-acyl-CoA biosynthetic process. The transcript is spliced from 12 exons. Gene Ontology annotation, cellular component: mitochondrial inner membrane. Gene Ontology annotation, molecular function: flavin adenine dinucleotide binding; glutaryl-CoA dehydrogenase activity; fatty-acyl-CoA binding. The record is from RefSeq and is a predicted model, not a curated record. Bases 152 to 1654 code for a protein of 500 amino acids. Lineage: Eukaryota; Metazoa; Chordata; Actinopteri; Salmoniformes; Salmonidae.